This is a messenger RNA of Cynoglossus semilaevis (tongue sole), 3451 nucleotides long. It is a transcript of the gene p4ha1b, whose product is annotated as prolyl 4-hydroxylase, alpha polypeptide I b. The coding region runs from base 516 to 2210 and encodes 564 amino acids. The record is from RefSeq and is a predicted model, not a curated record. Gene Ontology annotation, molecular function: L-ascorbic acid binding; iron ion binding; protein binding. Lineage: Eukaryota; Metazoa; Chordata; Actinopteri; Pleuronectiformes; Cynoglossidae. Gene Ontology annotation, biological process: peptidyl-proline hydroxylation to 4-hydroxy-L-proline. The transcript is spliced from 16 exons. Gene Ontology annotation, cellular component: endoplasmic reticulum.
AUUUUUGUGUUUUGGGAUAAAUGAGUUGUCCAGCAUUUGGGUAAGUGCUAUUAAUAAAUGAACUCAAAUCAUGAAAUCCUUAAAUGAAGUUAUUGAACUCAUUGUGAGUUUAAUGCUUAUUCAACACGUGGCAGAAAGUGUGACGACCUUUUUUUAAAAAACUUAAACUAUAAAUAUUCUUCAAUGGCUGACUUACUCUGGUUCAAGACAGUCGACAGAAACCUCCCUUCGAAAUUUACAAACGACUGCCCCCAAAAAUGUGGCUGCUGGAGGCUUCGACUGCAUGUGAGGAUCUGCACGUAGCAGUCAGAGCCAUUCAGAUCCAGCGAGAGAAAAGCAGCGUUAGCUGCAGCUGGCCAGCACUGCACCGGAACACGUCAGAUAGGAAGAAUCACUGCACCGGUCUAUUCAUCUCCUCCAGCCCGUUAUCUGUGUGGCUGUAACGGUGCACAGGGACUGUCAUCCGAGGUUUUGGUUUGCAACAACUCUGGAAGCAGCACCUGCACUAAGUGAGAAUGGAGCUGUUUUGUUGGUCAGUCCUGUUGCUGAGCUACGUGCAGUUGCUCUCUGCCAACAAUGACUUCUACACCUCCAUAGGUCAAAUGACGGAUCUCAUAUACACAGAGAAAGACCUUGUCACGUCCCUGAAGGACUACAUCAAGGCCGAGGAGAACAAGCUGGAGCAGGUUAAACAGUGGGCCGAUAAGUUGGACUCACUGACGGCCGCAGCCACUCAGGACCCUGAGGGCUUCCUGGGUCACCCUGUGAACGCCUUCAAACUGAUGAAGAGACUCAACAGAGAGUGGAGUGACCUGGAGAGUCUAGUACUCAGCGACACGACCGACGGUUUUAUUUCCAACCUGACCAUCCAGAGGAAGUACUUCCCCACAGACGAGGACCAGACUGGCGCCGCCAAAGCCCUGCUCAGAUUACAGGACACGUACAGACUGGACGCCAACACCAUCUCUGUAGGGGACCUACCAGGAGUGACACACAAGACCAAGAUGACGGUAGAAGACUGCUAUGAACUGGGGAAAAUCGCCUAUUCUGAAGCAGACUACUACCACACAGAGCUGUGGAUGGCACAGGCCCUGAGGCAGCUGGAUGAAGGAGAAGAGUCCACCUUGGAUAAAGUGAUAGUGCUCGACUAUCUGAGCUAUGCUAUCUACCAGCAGGGGGAGAUAGAGCGUGCCUUAAAACACACCAAGAGGCUGCUGGAACUGGAUCCAGAGCACCAGCGCGCCAGUGGCAACUUGAAGUACUUUGAGUUCCAGUUGGAGAAACAGAGAAAGGCUGCAGAGGAAGAAUCCCAAAAGGAGAAGGUGCAAAAGAAGAGAGAAACAACAGAAAAAAAGAGCAAACCUAAAAAGCCUGCCUUUAGUUUGAUUCCAGAGAGGAAGAAGUAUGAGAUGCUUUGUCGUGGCGAAGGAAUCCGAAUGACGACUCGAAGGCAGAGUCGACUUUUCUGCCGCUACUAUGACAGCAACCGCAACCCCCACUAUUUGCUUUCGCCUGCAAAACAGCAAGACGAGUGGGAUCGGCCGUACAUUGUCCGCUACCUUGAUGUUAUUUCCGAAAAAGAAAUGGCGAAGGUUAAGGAGCUGGCCAAACCACGACUGCGCAGGGCCACCAUCUCCAACCCCAUCACAGGAGUGCUGGAGACAGCGCCUUACCGCAUCAGCAAAAGGCGAGCCACGGUGCAUGACCCCCAAACUGGGCAACUCACUACAGCUCAGUACAGAGUCUCCAAGAGUGCUUGGCUCACUGGCUACGAUGACCCCAUGAUUGACACGAUCAAUGAGAGGAUUGAAGCUCUCACGGGACUGGAAAUUGACACUGCAGAAGAGCUGCAGGUUGCCAACUAUGGUGUUGGUGGUCAGUAUGAACCUCACUUUGACUUUGGAAGGAAAGAUGAACCAGAUGCCUUUAAAGAACUGGGCACUGGGAACCGCAUAGCAACGUGGCUUUUCUAUAUGAGCGACGUUGCAGCAGGUGGAGCCACAGUUUUCCCAGAUGUUGGUGCAGCAGUUUGGCCCAAAAAGGGCACUGCAGUGUUCUGGUAUAAUUUGUUUGCCAGCGGGGAGGGCGACUACAGCACUCGACACGCAGCUUGUCCCGUGUUAGUGGGCAAUAAGUGGGUAUCAAACAAAUGGAUCCACGAACGGGGUCAGGAGUGGCGAAGACCUUGUGGCCUUAAUGAAACUGAAUGAUAGAGAGAGUGAACUCCUCUUCACUUCCCCCACUCCUCCACCACCUCCACCUCCACCUCCUCCUCCACCGCCCCUUCCUUGGGCACCAGAGAACACUGCUGCAGAUGGCAGAUGAUACAUGUGGAAACAUGGCGUCCAAACGGCUAACUCCGACUUUACUGAAAGAGUCCUGUGUGUUCCAGCAGUUCCACUGCAAACCAUUAGACGCCUCGCUGUGACAGAUGACAUGUUCUUCAGGUUGUUUGAUGGUUUGACAAAAAAAAAAAACCAAACUCUUCUCUGUCCUUUUCACUCCCAGGUUCUUCUCCUUUGCACUCUGUUUGAACUCUUGCUCUGUGGUGAGGUAGUGUCUGUCAGGACCAGCCUCCACUAUGCCAUUUUAAUCCUUAAAGGGACAGUUUACAUUUUUUUACAUGCAGGCCUGUCUGAUUUGUCAUAUUCUUUUUCUUUUUCUUAUUUUCUUUCUUCAUACGAGACUCUUGGAUCUGAUAUUUUGAGGCAGUGAAAAUCUUCUCUCACUAUUGUAUUUCAGAAAGAAAUAUACAGAAGACUAAUGCACAAGCAACUACUCUAGUUACACUUCAAACUUUUAACACUAAAGUCAGUGCUAAAACAGGACGUCAGAUAAUAAUAAUAAAAACUAAAAUCUGAUUCUCCUCAUACAUUUACAUCACAGUAUUGCAUUUUGGGUAUUUUGCUUACUCAUAUCGACCAGGGUAUUUUUUUUCUUUCAUUUUAAAUAAAACACUAUUGUGAAUGUUUGUAACGUGAGGUUUGUACAAAUAGUGGCCACUUCAUUAGGUACCUUUUGCUAACGUGAGGUGGGUCCAAAUUGGUCUCCACCAUCGUACAUACCUAGGUAUUACAUUUAUGCCACAUUAGUGGCUGAUUUUCUUCUUCUUCUUUUAUUUUCAUUGAAGCCAAAUUGAACAAACGUACCUAAUGAUUUGACCAUCAUUGUAUGCUGCCUACACUAUGGUGCCACGUUACUUAGACCUGAGUUUUUCCCGUUUGGUCCGGUGUUUUCAGUUUUUUUGCUUGAAAAGAGAUUAUUUCUGUUUUGUGACAGUGUCUGUGGUGACCAGUGCCUUUCAUUGAGACAAUAUACAUUGGUUUUUCAAGGAAGAGGUCUUUUUUUAUUUAUAUGCCCCAAACUGUUAUUGUGUUUAUUUUUAAAUGAAAGUCUGCGAUUUUUUUUUAUUAUUCAAUAAUAAAACUGUACUGUUGAUUUCAAGAUAAAA